This is a messenger RNA of Cotesia congregata, 333 nucleotides long. NCBI's taxonomy places the organism in Eukaryota, Metazoa, Arthropoda, Insecta, Hymenoptera, Braconidae. The record is from the annotation of a GenBank genome assembly.
AUGACCUGGAAUUGGAGAAAGGAUUUCUUCCCUUCGGGCGAUGAUUACUCGGUAAUAAACUUUGUAAAACGAUUAUUUAGUGUUAGUGGUAAUUUUAAUUUAAAUUUAAAUUGUACUUGUAACAGUGUUUUAAUAAGCAGUGGUGAUUCCGAGGAUGGUGACGGUGAUGUCGGUGGUGGCGGCGGCGGCGGCGGCGGUCGUGCUGAUACAUUUAUUAUUACACCGAGAUUUUAUCUACCCAAUGGUUUUUUGACAUCUCAAUUAUAUGGUUUUGAAUUGUUUGGUUUGAGGUUAGUUUCAUCAGAAAAAAUAAAAUAUACUGUUAAUAAUUAG